GCCUGGGCAGCGGCAGGGCCGUAGGACCUCGCGCAACGUCCGGGCUCCGGGGCGGGGGCUGCGGGGGCGAAGCCCCCUCCCCGGGGAGGCGGGGCCUAGGCGAGCUCCCCGCUUGGGGAGCGACGGCGGCCAGGAAAGAUGCAUCAGAAGCUGCUGAAGAGCGCACAUUAUAUCGAGCUGGGCAGCUACCAGUACUGGCCCGUCCUGGUGCCCCGCGGCAUCCGCCUCUACACCUAUGAGCAGAUCCCCGUGUCCCUCAAGGACAACCCGUACAUCACCGACGGCUACCGGGCCUACCUGCCCUCCAGGCUGUGUAUCAAAAGUUUGUUUAUUUUAUCUAAUGAGACGGUAAACAUCUGGAGUCAUUUGCUGGGUUUCUUUCUCUUCUUCGCGCUGGGAAUAUAUGACAUGACAUCUGUGUUACCUUCAGCAAGUGCCUCCAGGGAAGACUUUGUAAUUUGUUCUAUUUGCCUUUUCUGCUUCCAGGUCUGUAUGCUUUGCUCUGUGGGCUAUCAUCUUUUUUCCUGCCAUCGAUCAGAAAAAACCUGUCGAAGAUGGAUGGCAUUAGAUUAUGCAGGAAUUUCUAUUGGAAUACUGGGCUGCUAUGUCUCCGGCGUAUUUUAUGCAUUUUAUUGUAAUAAUUACUGGCGUCAGGUGUACUUGAUCACAGUGCUUGCUAUGAUCCUGGCGGUGUUCUUUGCUCAGAUUCAUCCCAAUUACCUCACACAGCAGUGGCAGAGGCUCCGUUCUAUCAUCUUUUGUUCUGUUUCGGGAUAUGGAGUGAUCCCUACUCUUCACUGGGUUUGGCUCAAUGGAGGAAUCGGUGCUCCUAUUGUACAGGACUUUGCACCCCGUGUAAUUGUGAUGUAUGUGAUUGCUCUUCUUGCUUUCCUAUUCUACAUUUCCAAAGUUCCAGAAAGGUAUUUUCCAGAUGUAGAAAAUUAACCAGUGAAAGUUGUCUGCACUCUGUGAUUAUGGCCAUAGUGUUUUUAGGCCUUAAAAUAUUCAGAUCAAAAGUUCCUACUUGGGGACU
Molecule: messenger RNA, 1033 nt
Organism: Mesoplodon densirostris (Blainville's beaked whale)
Lineage: Eukaryota; Metazoa; Chordata; Mammalia; Artiodactyla; Ziphiidae
Product: progestin and adipoQ receptor family member 3-like
Exons: 1
Coding region: 139-945 (268 amino acids)
Cellular component (GO): membrane
Molecular function (GO): signaling receptor activity
Source: RefSeq, a predicted model, not a curated record